Messenger RNA from Sclerotinia borealis F-4128, 1701 nucleotides. Lineage: Eukaryota; Fungi; Ascomycota; Leotiomycetes; Helotiales; Sclerotiniaceae. The record is from the annotation of a GenBank genome assembly.
AUGACCGCUCUCCGCGGCGGCUCCAAUUCCAAUUCCAAUUCCAAAGCACGCAAACCCGCCAUUCCCACCACCAACUCCACCACCACAACAACAACACCCAAAAAACGCGGUCCAGCCAAAGGUCACAAACAACAACAACACACCGACUCCCUAAUAAAAGUCGUUUCCUCCUCCUUUUCCACCUCCUCCCCAAAUAAAGGCCAUGGUGUCGAAGACUGCCAAUGCGCUCUAUCGCAUGAAAAUCGCGGGAUAUGUGAAGCUGAACGGAUGAGGAAGAUACAUGUGGAUAUUAGUAUGAGCAUAAUACUAACCUCGCCCCAAACCACCGUCCUACUCGUCGGACGCGAAGCGCAACUCUUCACUAUCCACAGCUCUCUCCUAACACUACAUACGAAUUAUUUUUCCGGCCAGUUUCCACUCCAAUCUCAAUCCACAGCUUCUACUACCAAUACUAGCCACUUAACACCCAAACCCGCAUCAUUUUCCCUCCCUUCCUUUCGCAUUCCUAAGAAAGAGCGAGAGCGAGGUGAUGCGCUGGAUGCUGGGAGUGGUACAGGUAUAGAUACAGAAACACCCUCGUCAUCACUAGAUACCGAGGGGAUUAAGAUCGACACCGCAGAACCCAAGAUAAAACUCGAAUGCAACACAACGACAACUGCUACGACAACCAGUACCCCACCCCAAACACCAUCCCCAGAACCUUCGAUUAAAGAACUAACAACAACACCAUCCAUUAAAUCCUUUCCCUCGACCCCCUCUAUCGAUAUCAAGACUGAUAUCAAGACCGAAACACCCACUCCCACUCCUCUUCCUCCUCCACAUCCUCUUCCUCUCACCACUCAAACCCAAACCCAACACUAUCCCAGCAUAACCCCCCUCAACUUCGCCCAUUUCCACUCCUGGCUCCUAACCGGCACACUAAUCCCCUCCCUCUCGCAACUCUGUGACCCUCCUUCCCCAGACCUCACUACCCAAACCCUCAUCACCCUCUAUUUCUUCUCUUGCAAGAUUUCCUGCGCCCCUUUUAGUUUAUUCAUCCUGCAAACACUUCUUGUUCAUCCUCUUAUGAUCAGUGGAAAAUGGCCUAGUCCUGCUGAUGCGCGGCUUAUUUAUUCUCUUAGCAAUUCCAAUUCCAAUUUCAACAAAAACAACACCCCCAACCCCCUCCGCAAACUCUGCGCCGACUGUCUCGCGAGCCGCAACCCCUUCGAAAACCACAAAGCCUCUUCACCCAUAUACAAAGAAUGGGAUGUUCUAUUUAGCAGCGCUCAAAUGAAAAUAAGUCAGGAUUUUGCCAAAGCGGCGAGUACGCAGUGGAGCGAUGUGGAUCCGUGGGCGUGGGGGCAGAGGAGAAGAUAUGUGGAUGUGGGGGGUGUGGAUGGGGAUGUGGAUGAGGAUGUGGAUGAGGAUGUGGAUGAGGGUGAGGGUGAGGAUGAGGAUGCAGUGCAAGGGAUUGAGGAGAGGUGGGAGGAGAUGCUAAUGGGUUUAGGUGGUGGGAAAGGGAAAGGGAAGGGGGAUGGAGAGGAGAUUAGGGAGGAUGGGGAGAAGGGACGAUUUGCGAAGAGGGUUGAGGCGGGGUUUUUGAUCAGGAUGGAGCGUCAGCGGGUGAAGUCGAGGAAGAGGAAGAGGGGUGAGAGUAUGGAUUUGGGAAGUGAUGAUGAGGAUGAUGAGGAUCAGGAUGAAAGUGAUGCUGGGAAGUAA